AUGGUGUUGAACCCGGUGCUAGGGAAGCUAGUCAGCAAGAGGGUGGUGCUGGCCAGCGCCUCGCCGCGCCGACAGGAGAUCCUCACCAACGUGGGGCUGCGGUUUGAAGUGGUUCCAUCCUGGUUUAAGGAAACACUUGAAAAGUCAUCAUUUGCAGCCCCGUAUGAGUAUGCCGUGGAAACAGCAAAACAGAAAGCUCUUGAAGUAGCAAACAGAAUGCAUGUAAAACACUUGAGAACACCUGAUGUUGUCAUAGGAGCAGACACUAUUGUGUCUGUGGAUGAGGAGAUCCUGGAGAAACCAGUUGAUAAGCAAGAUGCUUAUAGGAUGCUGUCAAGGUUGAAUGGAAAAGAGCACAGUGUUUUCACAGGAGUGGCUAUUAUACAUUGCAGCAGUAAAGAUAAUCAGCUAGAGACAGAAGUCACUGAUUUCUAUGAAGAGACUAAAGUAAAAUUUUCUGACCUGUCUGAAGAGCUCUUGUGGGAGUACAUUCAUAGUGGGGAGCCAAUGGACAAGGCUGGUGGAUAUGGAAUCCAGGCCCUUGGUGGAAUGUUAGUUGAGUAUGUCCAUGGAGACUUCUUGAAUGUGGUGGGAUUCCCCCUGAAUCACUUCUGCAAGAAACUAGCAGAAUUGUACUGUCCACCCCCUAAACAUAAUAUACAGCAUAAGAAGUAUGACUCUAUCCCUUCUGUGGACACUUUUGAGAACCUAAGUGAUGGAGAAAGUGAAUCUGCAAAUUUCACAGAGCACAAAGGUGCUAAUAAUUUGGGCAGCAGUGGGGUGUGUUCCUUAGGAGCUAUUUACAACUCUAAGAACAGUUCUAGUGGCAGAACUGGUUUUGUGCUACCUUUGGAAAAUCAAAAUGGAGUGUCAAAAAGUGCAGCAAAACUUCCACCUAAAAUUGUAGAGCUGAUGGAUGGUUUUAGAGCUUCAAAGGCUCUGUUUGUAGCCUCUAAACUGAAAAUAUUUGAUCAUCUGAAAGAUAAAGGACCACUGAAUGCUGUGGAUAUUGCAAAUGAGGCUGCAGCCUCUGUGUGUGAAAUGGAAAGACUCCUUGAUGCAUGUGCUGCUCUUGGAUUACUGGAGAAAACACCACAAGGUUACAGUAAUACAGAUUCAGCAAACACCUACCUGACCUCAGAUGGUGAAUACUCAGUUCAUGGUUAUAUUAUCCACUCUAAUGACCACCUUUGGCCUCUCUUCACAAAUUUGGAGUCUGCUGUCAAAGAAGGCAGCAGGCAGAGCCAUCAAGCCUUUGGAAAGAAAGAAGAUGAUUUAUUUAAGGAGUAUUAUCACAGCCAGGAGGUAAAGCAACGUUUUAUGGCUGCCAUGCACAGCAUUGCCCACCUGACAGCAAGAGACGUGGCUACAGCAUUUGAUCUUUCACAGUUUAAAACUGCUUGUGAUUUAGGAGGUUGCACUGGAGCCCUGGCUCAUGAAUUAGUACAAAUAUACCCAGAUCUCAAGGUCACAGUAUUUGACCUUCCGGAGGUCAUUGCAAACACCUCUAACUUCCAGCCUUCAGGACAACACACAGCUUCAGUGACGUACAUAUCAGGUGACUUCUUCAAGGAUAACAUUCCAGAAGCAGAUCUUUAUAUCCUUUCCCGUAUUCUUCAUGACUGGCCUGAUGAAAAGAUACAUGUUCUGUUAAGCAAGAUAUCAGCUGUUUGCAAACCAGGAAGUGCCCUGCUAGUGGCAGAAAUUGUGCUUGACGAACAGAAGAUGCAUCCUCCUAGAGCUGUACUGCAGUCCCUUAGCAUGACUGAAGGCAAGCAGAGAAGUGGCUCAGAAUAUAUACAGCUACUGGAGAAAUACAGAUUCACAAAUGUACAAAUUAAGAUCACAGGAAACUUAGUAGAUGCUGUUUUGGGCUUCAAGAAGGAUCUGUCACCAUAGUGUGCCCAAAAGCAAACUGGGAUGCU
Indicator indicator is the source of this 1925-nucleotide messenger RNA. It is a transcript of the gene ASMTL, whose product is annotated as acetylserotonin O-methyltransferase like. The transcript is spliced from 13 exons. NCBI's taxonomy places the organism in Eukaryota, Metazoa, Chordata, Aves, Piciformes, Indicatoridae. Gene Ontology annotation, molecular function: nucleoside triphosphate diphosphatase activity; O-methyltransferase activity. Bases 1 to 1899 code for a protein of 632 amino acids. The record is from RefSeq and is a predicted model, not a curated record.